Molecule: messenger RNA, 2105 nt
Organism: Cephus cinctus (wheat stem sawfly)
Lineage: Eukaryota; Metazoa; Arthropoda; Insecta; Hymenoptera; Cephidae
Exons: 4
Coding region: 575-1813 (412 amino acids)
Source: RefSeq, a predicted model, not a curated record
GAGAAAUUUGACCAUACCGACGUACAGAAACCCAAUAUCCACGUCGAUAACGUAGUUAUGCCGCACGGGAGUGAGUUAGCGAAGAAAAAUGAUCCAACAGCCGUUACCAUUGUAUACUGAUCUCUAUAAAUGAUUAUCACGAUUACAAUUGCACGUAUAUGUAUAUAUAUAUUUCAUACGGUUAAAUUCAAUCCGUAAGUGAAGUUAAACAUCAAUUAUCUUGGAGCACAUGCUGUCCAUUCGUCAUUCGCCGCGAGGCCGUCACGCCGUCGAGGUCGACCCGCAGUUUUCGGCAUCGCUGAACCCAAUCAUUAAAUCAGGUCGUGAAACAAGAAAAUCGGUUAUCACCGAGUGCCAGAACGAUUCGCCGACGCGUAAAGAAUUUAGUGAAAAGGAUUAGCCAACUGAAGUUUCACAGCGUGAUUGUCGUCACCGUGUAAAAUCGUCCUUGAACAACUACGAGAGAGAAAGAAGGAUCAGGAAUUUUUAUGAAUAUCAGUUUCUCGUAAUUCUUGGACGCGACAGUUUUUUUUUUGGAAAAUAACGAAUAAGUGUAUUAAAAAGUAGUAUAAAAAUGCCUGAACAAAUUUGUCGCGAUUACUUCGAGGAGGAUUUCCUGCAGAAUCAGCUGAUGAAAUUGGUGAAAAGUUUGAACGUUAUCAGACCGAAAUUCCGUGUUUCCUUAGCGAGUGACAAAGCUGAUAACUUCGUUGGGUGCGUUUACAGAGUAGUUGUCAGCGAUGAAAAUAAUGGAAAGGAAUGUUCGCGUCGAUCGUUCAUAUUCAAGGCUCCGUCAAGGGACUGGAGUCGCAGGCGUUUCAUGCAAUCGUCCUUGCUGUUCGCACGUGAAACUCUCUUCUAUGAGACAGUGGUGCCAAUUUUUGAGGAUUUACUGAAGGAGCGCGGCAAGUCGCUUGAUUUCGUGCCAAAAUAUUACGGCGGCAGCACCGUUGAAAACGAGGAGACAAUAAUCCUCGAGGAUCUGUCUACUCGGGGUUUCGUCCUCAGGGAUCGUUUGCGACAAUUGGAUCAUGCACAUGCCUCGUUGGCAGUUCGUUACUUGGGACGUCUGCACGCCAUCAGCUUCGCUUUGCGCGAUCAGAGACCGGAUGAAUUUAGAAUAUUUUCAGGAAUGAGAGAAGACGUUUUUCGAAAGGAAUGUUUGGAAACUGAAGGAUAUCGUAAUCGCGAAAAAGUCUUUGCUCAGUGCGUAAGAACGGUACUGCAGGACGAAGAUCCUUAUUACACAGAAAGAUUUGAAGAAUUUUUGAAGGAUUCAGUUGAAAAAGUGCAGCUUUGUUGCAGAGCAGAAACAGCCGAGCCAUACAGUGCAUUGAAUCAUGGGGAUUGUUGGUCGAACAAUCUACUCUUCAAGUACAAUGAGGCAACAAACGAACCGACCGCAAUGUACUUUGUGGAUUUUCAAGUUUCCCGUUACGUGUCGCCCGCAUUGGAUAUUCACUAUUUACUCUAUUGCAGUUGCAAUCAGAAAUUGCGAAGCGCUUAUUACGACAAACUGAUUGAAGAGUAUUACGACUCAUUUUCAAAGUACCUCAGGGAAUUGGGUUCAGACCCAAAUAAACUGUUUCCAAUGGAAGCGCUGCAGGAGCAGCUGAAGAAAUUUGGAACGUUUGCCGGCGUCGCGUGUUUAAUUCUAAUUCACAUGUUCACUUUCGGUAGAAGAGAUGUUCCAAAUGUCGACGCGUCGAAUGACGACGUGAAAUGUUUGCAAGAAAGAUUGAAGAAAGAUCAUUUUUAUCGCGAAACUUUGCACGACUGCUUCAAGGAUCUGAUCGACCGUAAUUACAUCUAGAGCGACGCGCAUGCAGAAUUUAAGAAUUUUACAACCGACGAAAAAGUUUCAUUCGUUAAGCUUAACUCAUAGUUCUUUACGUCAACAGUUUUUACGACAGUUUAUUACUUAUGUAUCUUUUUUAAUUAUACAAAAUAACGAGCUUCUUUUCGAUAGAAAAUGUUACGUGCAAUCAUUUCUUCUUUUCCAUCAAACUAGAGUAGCGGUCGCUCGAAGCUCAGUAGUAAGGUCUUCGCGGAUUGUUCUGUAAUUAUUUCACUGUUAGUAACGAAUAAAAAUAUUUUUAAAAAGA